Echinococcus granulosus is the source of this 1365-nucleotide messenger RNA. Its product is annotated as Tubulin beta-1 chain. Gene Ontology annotation, molecular function: GTP binding; structural constituent of cytoskeleton; GTPase activity. Lineage: Eukaryota; Metazoa; Platyhelminthes; Cestoda; Cyclophyllidea; Taeniidae. The transcript has 4 exons. The coding region runs from base 1 to 1365 and encodes 454 amino acids. Gene Ontology annotation, cellular component: microtubule; cytoplasm. Gene Ontology annotation, biological process: mitotic cell cycle; microtubule cytoskeleton organization. The record is from RefSeq and is a predicted model, not a curated record.
AUGCGUGAAAUUGUGCACAUUCAAGCGGGUCAAUGUGGAAACCAAAUUGGUUCUAAGUUCUGGGAAGUAAUCUCCGAUGAGCACGGAGUAGACCCAACGGGCUCCUACCACGGAGACUCGGACCUUCAAGUGGAGCGCAUAAAUGUCUACUACAGUGAGGCGAGCGGCGGAAAGUACGUACCAAGAUGUGUUUUAGUGGAUCUCGAACCGGGCACCAUGGAUAGUGUGCGCGCAGGCCCCUUUGGACAGCUCUUUCGACCUGACAACUUCGUGUUUGGCCAGAGCGGUGCGGGCAACAACUGGGCCAAGGGCCACUACACCGAAGGUGCAGAACUGGUCGAGUCUGUUCUUGAUGUCAUACGCAAAGAAUGCGAGUCCUGUGAUUGUCUUCAGGGCUUCCAAAUGUGCCAUAGUCUUGGUGGUGGCACGGGGUCCGGAAUGGGCACUCUCCUUAUCUCCAAGAUGCGGGAAGAGUUUCCAGAUCGCAUUAUGAACACUUUCUCGGUCAUGCCUUCUCCUAAGGUCUCGGAUACAGUGGUGGAACCCUACAAUGCGACGCUGUCGAUUCACCAGUUGGUAGAAAACACUGAUGAGACCUUCUGCAUCGACAACGAGGCUCUCUACGACAUUUGCUUCCGAACUCUGAAGCUGACGAAUCCUACUUACGGGGAUUUGAAUCAUCUAGUCUCUGCAACCAUGUCAGGUGUAACCACAUGCCUGCGUUUUCCUGGUCAACUAAAUGCUGACCUGCGAAAGCUCGCCGUUAAUAUGGUACCUUUUCCACGUCUGCACUUCUUCAUGCCGGGCUUUGCACCAUUGACAAGUCGUGGCAGUCAACAGUACCGUGUUCUUACGGUAGCCGAAUUGACGCAACAAAUGUUUGAUGCGAAAAACAUGAUGGCGGCGUGUGAUCCCCGUCAUGGUCGCUACCUCACCGUUGCCGCUAUGUUCCGUGGUCGUAUGUCCAUGAAGGAGGUAGAUGACCAGAUGCUGAAUGCUCAGAACAAGAAUUCCUCUUACUUUGUUGAAUGGAUCCCGAAUAACGUGAAGACUGCUGUGUGUGAUAUUCCACCACGUGGACUCAAGAUGUCGGUGACCUUCAUGGGCAACACCACGGCUAUACAGGAGAUCUUCAAGCGUGUGAGUGAACAAUUCACUGUCAUGUUCAGAAGAAAAGCUUUCCUUCACUGGUACACUGGUGAAGGCAUGGAUGAGAUGGAAUUCACCGAAGCGGAGUCGAACAUGAACGAUCUUGUGAGCGAGUACCAACAAUACCAGGAGGCCGGAAUUGGAGAUGAUGAGGAGGAAGAUGAAGAGGGAGCCAUGGAGGGUUUAGAGAACCACAUCUGCUGCAGCGGCGAGUAA